AAGGUGUAUUCCUAGAUGAGGUAAACGUGGUCUUCAAACUUUCUAGAUAAUAACCCUCUCGCCCUUCCCUUCUUUUACGGAGUAAAAGGGGUCUUACUUUUGAACCCAUAACGUACUCGUCUCUGAGCAAACCACAUGAGCCAAACGUGCAAACAUCAAACAAAUAUCACACUUAAAGAUAUCUCUGUUGGAUACAUGUUGGAUAUCUAGAAAAACCUGAGUUCUAAGGGUAAUAAUAUGGAUGGUUCUUGGUUUUUUGAUGAAAAUUUUAACGGGGUCCCAGAUGAUUUUUUUGAUGAUGCCAUUAAAUAUUUUGAUUUUCCAUUGGAGGAUGUGGAACCGAAUGAUGUAAUAGAAGAUUGGGAGGCUAAAUUUCAACAGCUGGUGCCAACAUCAUCAAAUGUUUUGGCAGGCUUAACGGCUGGUGGUGAAAAUAGUCAUGACAUUCUGAAAGCAAAGAAAAGCUACUCAGUUUUGUCCAAUGAAUCUUCCCAGCCAAAACAGUGGCCGGCAGCUGCUGAAGCAUCCUCUAGCAGAAGCAUUCCCCUUGAUUAUGACUCUUCAGAGGUUAAAUAUUCACAACUAUUCUGUACCUCCAGUCCUGUUUCUGUCCUUGAAAGCAGCAGCAGUUCUAACUCAGCUGAAAAUGCAAGCAGCUCUAACUCAGCUGAAAAUGCAAAGGUCUGUCACCCCAAAUUUGCAAUCCCAGUGAAGCGGCCUCGAAGCAAGCGCUCGCGGCCCCAGCAACGCACAUUUCGUUCCAUCAUCAUGUCCUAUGCUCCAAAACGAUAUCAUCCUUUGGGUUCCUCUGAAUCAGAAUCAGAGUCCUACCCUGAUGAGAAAGCGUCGAGCCUUGCCAAGAAAAAACAGAAGAAAAAAAAUCUGAUGAUGCUGUCUUGUACUGUAGAGAAGAAGAAACCCUCCUUGCAACAGCCAAUUGAAAUCAGAAAAUGUUCACAUUGUGAGGUGACCAGGACUCCACAAUGGAGAGAGGGGCCAAUGGGGCCAAAAACCCUUUGCAAUGCUUGUGGGGUUCGUUUCAGGUCUGGCCGUCUCUUCCCAGAGUACCGUCCUGCUGCUAGUCCAACCUUUGUUCCAUCUUUGCACUCCAACUCCCACAAAAAGGUCGUAGAGAUGAGAAACAAGGCUAGGCCAGUAAGCACUAUGGAUGCAAUCGACACAUCACUGCCAACAGCACCAGAAUCGUUGUGAUAGCCUAUUUGUUUGAUUAUUAUUUAGGAAAGUAGCUUUCUAGCUGGGAGCUGUCUGUUCUCUGUUUUCAGUUUUCUAAUCAGUCGGUUGGUUUGUUCUUUUUGUACAUUGAACGAAUAAGAAUUAGGAACAUUAGAUGAUUAGAUGUUUGGCAGCAAUGAAAAAAAAGGCUUAGAGUAGUGAAUAUCUGAGUGAGGCAGACGAAUGUAAUUUAGAUGUUUAGAAAGUAGGCUGAUUGAUGCUUUGUGCCCCUUUGGUUAUGGUAAACAUUUUUUUCUUC
Hevea brasiliensis (rubber tree) is the source of this 1492-nucleotide messenger RNA. Its product is annotated as GATA transcription factor 11. Gene Ontology annotation, molecular function: zinc ion binding; sequence-specific DNA binding. The transcript is spliced from 3 exons. The record is from RefSeq and is a predicted model, not a curated record. The coding region runs from base 238 to 1212 and encodes 324 amino acids. Lineage: Eukaryota; Viridiplantae; Streptophyta; Magnoliopsida; Malpighiales; Euphorbiaceae. Gene Ontology annotation, biological process: regulation of DNA-templated transcription.